CAAAGGGUCAGUUUUUAGUAUUGCUUCACUCCGUGAGCGGGCAUCAUGCUCUGUCUAUCUUACUUCUUCUUACCCAGCUGCAUACUAUCAGCGGCUGUCAUCAUAAAUGCAACUCGCAGUCACAUACCCGAAAGUUUGACCGAUGUUGAGGAAGAGGCUUCUCGCGAGAAGACAGAGGACACAAAUACUCUGGAAUCCUUAUCAGCAGCCCUUGGUAAUUCAAUUGAAGUAUCCUCUGACAUACCCUGCCACAUGGACGUUCAAGUGACAAAACGAGUGACCGGACACUGUGUCAGUCUAGGACAUGCGACCAGGGGCUGCAUCGCGGGAUCCUACUUGCACCCUUUUCAUCACGAAUGUCUCGGUAAAUAAUCAUCCACCCUCACAUCACACCCCGUUCCCGAAAAUGAUCUCGUGACCUUGAUUUUCGUCCCGACAUGAUCAGCCUUUUUCUACUCCAUGUUAAUGAAUUUUGUUCUCUGUUUACUAUGAUAGCUAUCAAUAAAAUUUUUUGUUUUACACUUUUCUUAAUA
Messenger RNA from Bemisia tabaci, 533 nucleotides. RefSeq lists its product as uncharacterized. The record is from RefSeq and is a predicted model, not a curated record. NCBI's taxonomy places the organism in Eukaryota, Metazoa, Arthropoda, Insecta, Hemiptera, Aleyrodidae.